GGAAAGGAGAGAGAAAAAAUGAGUCCAAAAAGAAGAGAAGAGCAAUAAGCCGGCUUGAAGUGAAUCUCAAAGAAAUUCAAAGUUAAAAUAAUAACUUAACUUUACUAAUCUCUUCUCUUCCGUUUCAGGAGUGGACAAGGUUGAAACUUGAAAGGAACCCUAAUAAACAUAUUGUGAUCUUCGAAGCAACAAUAAUAAAGAGCAGAGUAGAGAAGUGAAAAACAAUUUUACAGAACCCACUCGGCCCCAAAUAAAAAACAAAAUGUCGUCUUCCAACUCCAAAACCAAAACCCCUUCUUCACUCUCACUCUGCAACUCUAAGCCUCAGCCUCAGGAAGGUAACAUGGCAUUGGAAUCCCAACCGCAGAAGAACAAGUAUGGACACGGGGUGUUUGGAGACGUCUACAGCAUCAUCAAAGAGAUGGAGAUUGAUCAUCAUAACAACUCUACCUUUGAUUUUCAAUUUCCCCCAAUUACAAAUUUUCUUGGCUCUAGAGAGGUUCGGGAGUUUAUUAGCGGGGCCCUUUCAGGGGCAAUGACAAAGGCUAUACUUGCUCCUCUUGAGACCAUCAGGACAAGAAUGGUAGUUGGUGUUGGGUCAAAAAAUAUUGCUGGUAGUUUCAUAGAGGUUAUAGAGCAGCAGGGAUGGCAAGGACUGUGGGCUGGAAACAUGAUCAAUAUGCUUCGUAUAGUUCCAACACAGGCCAUUGAGCUAGGCACAUUUGAGUGUGUCAAACGGGCUAUGACAUCCCUGCAUGAGAAAUGGGAAAGCAAUGAAUACCCCAAGUUGCAUAUAGGUCCCAUCAAUUUCAACUUAUCUUUAUCUUGGAUUUCACCAGUUGCCAUCGCCGGUGCAGCUGCUGGAAUUGCUAGCACUCUUGUAUGCCAUCCCCUUGAAGUUUUGAAGGACCGGUUAACUGUAAGUCCUGAAACUUACCCUAGUUUAGGCAUUGCGAUUAGAAAUAUUUAUAAAGACGGAGGUGUUGGCGCUUUUUAUGCUGGUAUCUCACCAACUCUGGUUGGCAUGCUUCCAUACAGUACAUGUUUUUAUUUCAUGUAUGAUACAAUAAAGGAAUCUUACUGCCGGACCAAAAGUAAGAAAUCUCUAAGCCGUCCAGAGAUGCUUUUGAUUGGAGCUCUUGCAGGUUUUACUGCCAGUACAAUUAGCUUCCCCUUGGAGGUAGCAAGGAAGCGCCUGAUGGUGGGUGCUUUGCAAGGUAAGUGCCCGCCAAACAUGGCAGCGGCACUUUCAGAAGUUAUUAGAGAAGAAGGUCUGAAGGGUCUCUACAGAGGAUGGGGUGCAAGCUGUUUGAAGGUCAUGCCAUCCUCUGGUAUCACCUGGAUGUUUUAUGAAGCUUGGAAAGACAUAUUGCUUGUCCAGAAUGGUAAUCCCCUUUAGGCUAAUAAGAAGGUUAUGCGGAUAACUUGUACUCUAUAAGAAGGAAUGGUAAAACACAAUGCCGGGUAAGGAAAAAUAAUUAUUCGGAAAUUAAAGUUGUUUUGCCAUGGCAGCCAGCUGGCUAGCUCGUUGGAAUAGUCACAUUUACUAACGAGUUAGGUACCUAGCUUGUAAGUUUCCAGAUUUUGAUAUUGAUUUGGGAAGAUUCUCAUCGAAGAAAAAGGUUAAAGAAUGAGGAGAAGUUUCCUAUGUUCAUUCAUUGUUUCUUUCCAUUCCAUCACAACGUUUAUAUGUUAUCAAAUUGUUUCGGUCGAGUUAACCAA
Molecule: messenger RNA, 1722 nt
Organism: Glycine soja
Lineage: Eukaryota; Viridiplantae; Streptophyta; Magnoliopsida; Fabales; Fabaceae
Product: probable mitochondrial adenine nucleotide transporter BTL1
Exons: 6
Coding region: 263-1399 (378 amino acids)
Biological process (GO): transmembrane transport
Source: RefSeq, a predicted model, not a curated record